AGAGAGAAAACGCCAAAGCAUUAGAACCCAGCUGAAUUGAACGCGUAGAUAAUACAUGCAGAGUGAGCCGAGAGUUUUAGUACAACUUCAGGUGCAACCUGCCCCGCAGGUCCGGGAGUUCGGACUCCGGUUACAAUUCACACAGGAGCAACCAACACGGGGGUUCAGCGACACGUCCCGGCUGCAGCCUCCAAACUGGUGCUCUACAGUUCACAAUGCCAAAAUCAUUCCUGGUGAAAAGCAGAAAAACUGGCUCUUUUAACCAGCCUCGAUACAACGAUGAUGAAGUGUCAAACAACCUGGAGCCGGUGUUGACACCUCCUGUUGAUUUACCCAUAUGGUCUCCAGUAGAAAACACGGGCCCCUCCACUGGGCCGAAUAUCCCUGACCGUGAACAUGAACAAGAAGACACUCCAUUGGAGAAUGGCGGAGACUAUCAGAGAGGGUCCUUGAGCCUGACUAAAGCUGCUACAUACGACAUCCCUCCAGGGUCAGGAACCCUUCUCUCGAGAUCUUCUGGCAAUAAAGAAUGUUUGCUGACCUCCGCCCACAAGCCAGGCUUUCCCUGGGGCCCGUUCCAGAACAUAUACGACUUCUGCCAUCUCUCCCCCAGCUUCCAGUCCUCUCUCUUGGUCAACACGGGUGGUCUGUACAGGACCCCUGUUUCAAGGCCACUGGAGAUCGACCAGCCCAUUGACUACAGCACACAUUACUCCUCAGGAUCAAAUGCUUACCACUGCAUAAAGUGUAACAAGGUCUUCUCCACGCCCCACGGCCUGGAGGUCCACGUCAGGAGGUCUCACAGUGGCAUCCGACCCUUCGCCUGUGACCUGUGUGGGAAAACAUUUGGCCAUGCCGUAAGCCUGGAGCAACACCUGAACAUCCAUUCACAGGAGAGGAUCUUUGAAUGUAAAAUGUGUGGGAAAACCUUCAAGCGAUCGUCCACACUGUCCACCCACCUGCUGAUUCACUCCGACACCCGGCCUUACCCCUGUCAGUAUUGUGGAAAACGAUUCCACCAGAAGUCAGACAUGAAGAAGCACACUUACAUUCACACAGGUGAGAAGCCUCACAAGUGUCAGGUGUGUGGGAAAGCGUUCAGCCAGAGCUCCAACCUCAUCACCCACAGCCGCAAACACAGUGGCUUCAAACCCUUUGGUUGCGAGCUGUGUGCCAAGGGCUUCCAACGCAAAGUGGACCUCCGCCGUCACUGCGAGACUCAGCACGGCUUGAAGUGUUAGGACUCGGGCGCAAGGAACUGCAGAUGCUGGAAUCUUGAGUAAAAACACAAUGUGUUAGGGGUACACAGUGGAUUAUGCCCCUGUCCCACUUAGGAAACCUGAAAGGAAACCUCUGGAGACUUUGCGCCCCACCCAAGGUUUCCGUGCGGUUCCCGGAGGUUUUCGUCAGUCUCCCUACCUGCUUCCACUACCUGCAACCUCCGGCAACCACCUGCAACCUCCGGGAACUGUACAGAAACCUUGGGUGGGGCGCAAAGUCUCCAGAGGUUUCCGUCCAGGUUUCCUAGGCAGCGACCAUGGAGGAAAUGGGCGCGUGAUAACACCCGUCUAUUCCCUCCACAGACGCUGACUGAUCCGCUGAGUUACUCCAGCACUUAGUAUUUCGUUGAAGUGUUGGAAGCCUCUCUUGGAAGUGCAGGGUGAGGGGUAGGAGACUGGGAGUGCAGAGGGGGAAUAUGACAACAAGUGACCAUCAUCAGCCAGAAUGAACGAGCCCCUGCCCACCCCCUCCCCUCCUCCCUCUCCCAUUCACUUGCUGUGCACAGAAGAAAAAGACUGGCUGGAAGGUGGGGAGAUUCAACUGGCUCCAUGCACCCAAGGAAAGCCCAAUCCCUAUCGGUUUGGUUUUUCCUCAGUUGUCCUGUCAACUGUUUUCCCGAUACUUUGAAAUAAUUUUGCUGUAAUGUCUUUUAUUCUGUUCCAUCAUUGACCCACAGAUUGUCCAUUGCUUCAAAACUCUCCAACCCUUUCUCAUUCCUCCUCCCUAUCUGUUUUAAUUCUUUCAACCCUGGAAAUAUUGGAAAUCGUUACUUAUUUCCGAUUCGAGCUACCUGCCCUUGGUUCUACCAUUGGUUUAAGCUGCCCAAGCUCCAAAUCCCAGAAUCUCCUACCUAUUCUGCCACCUCUCCCAAUCUUCCCCUUUUUAAGAACUUUUCAUAGCCUAUCUCUCUGACCAUGCUUUUGAUAGACAGUCCUAUUGAGUGACAUUGAGCACCUGAAUGUCAUAUGUCUGAAGCAAUGUCUGAAUGAGUAGCGCAGCUGGUAGAGCUGCGGCCUCACAGCUUCAGAGACCCCAGUUGAAUCCUGACCUCGGGUGUUGACUGUGUGGAGUUUGCAUGUUCUCCCUGAGACCGAGUGGGAUUUUUCUGGGUGCUCCCGUUUCCUCCUACAUCUUAAAGGUUUGUAGGUCAAUUGGCCUCUGUAAAUUGCCCCAAGUGUGUCGGGAGUGGACGCGAAAGUGGGAUAACAAGGACGAGUGUGAAUGGGUGAUCAAUGUUGACGUGGACUUGGUGGGCCAAAGGGCCUUUCUCGAUGUUGUAUCUUUCAAUCAAUUCAAUGAAUCGAUUCCACUCUGAUAAUAUCCCCAUGAAGGUUCUGCAGAUGAUUUACAGUGAUAAAGGCACAGUUUAAAUGCACUUUGUUGCUGGUGUAUUAAAAUUAGAAAAUGUUGAGGAUACCCUGUAGAGUGAUAGUCAGAGCUACAUAGAGUCAUACAACAUACAUGGAAACAGGUCCUUUGGCUCAACUCUGUAUAUUGACCAAGAUGCCCCACUUAAACUACCCCCAUUUGCCUGCAUUUAGCCUAUAAUCCUCUAAACCUCUUGUAUCCAUGCGCACGUCUAAAUGUCUUUUAAACAUUGUUAUUCUACCUCCUUCAACUACUUCUUAUGGCAGCUUGGUCCAUAUACCCAGCACUCUCUGUGUGAAAAAGUAGCCCCUCUGGUUUCCAUUAAAUCUUGCUCCUCUCACCUUAAAACUAGUUAUUGAUUCCCCAACCUUGGGGCACAAAGCUUCUGUUCAUUCACCCUAUCUAUUCCCCUCGUGAUUUUAUAAACCUAUAGGAUCACCCCUCAGCCUGCUGCACUCCAAUGCAUAAAGUCCUAGCCUGUUCAACCUCUCUCUAUAGCACAGGCGCUCAAGUCGAGAUAACAUCCUUAUAAAUAUUCCUAGUACUCUUUCCAACUUAAUGGCAUCAUUCCUAUAGCAGAGUGACCAAAGAUGAACAAGUGUGGUCUCACCAGUGUCUUGUUUAACUGUAACAUAACAUUACCAACAUCAAUACUCAUUUCCCUGUCUGAUGAAGGCCAGUGGGCCAAAAGACUUCUUCACCACCUUAUCCACCUGCAACACCACUUUCAGGGAACAGCAGCGGGACCGGUAGUAUCUGCAGAGAGAGCAAGGAAGCUGUGAAAAGUAAGAAUACAAGCAUGUUUUGUAUUGCAGAGAGGAGGGGUGAUGGGAGAGAGUAAAGGCAAUGUCUAUGACCAAGUGAAGACCAGUGGAUGUCGAGGGACACAGUUGUUAGCGCUGCUGUCUGUGGGAGGAAAGGGUUGCUUGCUCAUCAUUGCUGAUCUGCCUGGAGGAGUGUGGAAUAAAGCAGAGGAAGUGAGUCCUGUAGAACUAUAAGAUGCAGACCACAGCAAGUUACUGGAAAUCUGAAAUAACAGAGGAUGUUGACAUACUCGGUAGAUCAAGUAGAAUCUGUGGAGGGGCAAACACUGAGGAUAUUACAAGUGGGCAAUCUCACAUCUGAGCUGGCCGGUUCUGACACAAAGAAUAAAGUCUGUUUAUCUGAACCUGUUGAAUUCUAUUUGAAUUCCCAAGGGCUGCAGUAGCUAUGGAUGGAAGAUGUUUAUGUUAGACUUCGCUGGGAAUGUGCAGAAUCACUGGGAGACCACAGUGGGAGUGGGAUGGAGAAUUAAAGUGACAGGCGACUGGACGCUCAGGGUCAGCCUUGCAGACUGACUGGAAGAUGCUCUGCGAAGCUCUUCCUGCUGAUAGUUAGCGAUAGUUACCCAAACCAAACCAACUGACUGCCUGUGUAGGAAGGAACUGCAGAUGCUGGUUCAAACCGAAGCUUCACACAGAGAUGAAUCUCUGGAACUCUCUGCCACAGAGGGUAGUUGAGGCCAGUUCAUUGGCUAUAUUUAAUAGGGAGUUAGAUGUGGCCAUUGUGGCUAAAGGGAUCAGGGGGUAUGGAGAGAAGGCAGGUACAGGAUACUGAGUUGGAUGAUCAGCCAUGAUCAUAUUGAAUGGCGGUGCAGGUUCGAAGGGCCGAAUGGCCUACUCCUGCACCUAUUUUCUAUGUUUCUAUAGACACAAAAAGCCGGAGUAACUCAGCGGGGCAGGCAGCACCUCUGGAGAGAAGGAAUGGGUGACGUUUCGGGCCGAGACCCAUCUUCAGACUUCCUAGUUUACUCCCCAAUUUGUGUUCAACUGGUUGAUCUCAGCAAAAGAGCAAAGUUUAUGACUGACUUUGUGCUGUUGGAUGUUGCUGGAGAGAGGCGGGUAUUUGACAGAACAUCCAUCCUCUUCAUCAAAUGUAGUUUGGUCACCAGCAUCGUCACUGGGACAGGGAAGUGGUGAGGGUGAGGGGUGGGGUUGGGGAGUGGGUGGAGAAGAAAUAAGUGGCUCAGUACAUGCUGUGAUUUGAAAUCCUUCUUUAAUUUCAUGGAUACAGAAUUGGACAGAAAGUGCUGCAAAGAAAAGGUCAUUGACUUAACAAGUCCCUGUCAAUAUUUGUGUUCCACUCAAACAUCAUCUUGGCACCUCUUUAUCUUCCUUAUUUGCAAAUCUAAUUUCCUCUUGAUUGCAUCUGUGCUUCAUAUACUUCAAAUGUUUUUAUAGUUGCAUGUUCCCAUAUUCUUAAAACCUUCUGAUUUAAAAAAAAGUUUCUCCUGGAUUUGCUAGUGCUUCUUUCAUUCACACGGGUUGCAGUUUUAUUCUUCCUGAGUAAGUGGGUUAACAAUUCCCGCUGGUUCACAUCUGCUAAACACGCGGUAUUGUUGUGGCCGCACAACGUGCUCUGUCUCUGAAAUUUGUUUCCAUUUAAAUCAAUGGGUUCAUUAUCCUACAAACAAACUGCAUCCACCCCACAAGCUGUGUAGUGCAGGCACCACCAAUAAUACAAUACAAAGGCCAAGUCAAAUGAUAUUUUAAGGCAGAGAUAGAUAGAUUCUUGAUUAGUACGGGUGUCAGGGGCUAUGGGGAGAAGGCAGCAGAAUGGGGUUAGAAGGGGGAGAAGGCAGGCACGGGUUAUUGAUUGGGGACGAUCAGCCAUGAUCAGAAUGAAUGGCGGUGCUGGCUCGAAGGGCUGAAUGGCCUCCUCCUGCACCUAUGUUCUAUGAAGAGAUAGAUCAGCCAUGAUUGAAUGGCAUAGACUAGAUGGGCAGAAUGGCCACAUUCUGCUCCGAUCACUUAUGAACAUGUUGGCCCAAAUGUUCAUAAGUUCAUGUUCACAUGUUCUCGGAGCAGAAUAAGGCCAUUUGGCCCAUCAAGUCUACUCCACCAUUCAAUCAUGGCUGAUCUGUCUUUCCCUCUCAACCCCAUUCUCCUGCCUUCGCCCCAUAACCCCUGGCACCCUUACUUAAUCAAAAAUGUGUCAAUCUCUACUUUAAAAAUAUCCAUUGACUUGGCCUCCACAGCCAUCUGCGGCAAUGAAUUCCACAGAGUCUGUGUGAAAUAAAUAUGAUCUCCAGGACCCUGCUGAAAGAAGUCCCAGAAGGAAAAUAAUGGAGUACAUUAUCACUUUUGGUUUGAUUGAGUGAUCCAGUACAUUUCUGGAAAAGCUUUCUCUUCAUUAAAAGAUAAGAAUCAUCCAAUAUUAUAAUAGAGUUAUUUCCUUUCCAAUUUACUGCAAGGCCCGAUGUGGGCAUUUGUAUUUAUGUGUAAAGAGGGAACGGUGGGAUUGCAAUAAACUCAGGAAGGACAAGUGCAUACGUGUGCGUAAUAUGAGUCUUUUCAAAUUCGUAAUUUUCUGUGGUUACAUUAUGGUCACAUCUUGGUCUAAUGUGGGGAUUAGACCAAAUUAUGGUCUAAUCCCCACGUAAAACCAAUUAGACCAAAUUAUGGUCUAAUUGGUCUAAUUCUGUGGGAGCCACAGAAGGUAUUGGUCACAAAAGUCUGGAAUAACUCAGCGGGACAGUGAAGGAACGGAUGAUGUUUCGGGUCGAGACCCUGCUCCAUAUGGGUGACCAGAAUGUAUUAGUCACAGCCACAGAAUAUUUGUCGCGCUCUGUGGGUGAGCCAAUGAUAGUGUAGGGAAAGGAUAAAUCCAGCAAUAUGUUCAAACAAGUUGGGACGUCAGCGUGUGCGAAUGAUAUUUUUUAUUGCAGUUUUUGUUUCUUUCUUAUAGAUACCAGUUAAGCUUAUUCAGAAUAAAA
Messenger RNA from Leucoraja erinaceus (little skate), 6403 nucleotides. Its product is annotated as zinc finger protein Gfi-1b-like. The record is from RefSeq and is a predicted model, not a curated record. Gene Ontology annotation, cellular component: nucleus. Lineage: Eukaryota; Metazoa; Chordata; Chondrichthyes; Rajiformes; Rajidae.